This is a messenger RNA of Juglans microcarpa x Juglans regia, 1512 nucleotides long. Its product is annotated as 50S ribosomal protein L11, chloroplastic-like. The record is from RefSeq and is a predicted model, not a curated record. Gene Ontology annotation, cellular component: large ribosomal subunit; ribosome. The transcript has 3 exons. Gene Ontology annotation, biological process: translation. NCBI's taxonomy places the organism in Eukaryota, Viridiplantae, Streptophyta, Magnoliopsida, Fagales, Juglandaceae. Gene Ontology annotation, molecular function: large ribosomal subunit rRNA binding; structural constituent of ribosome. Bases 741 to 1310 code for a protein of 189 amino acids.
ACAAUUACUCUCAAACUUACUAUUAACAAUUACCUUCUAUGGAAGGCUCAAAUCGUUCCCUUCCUAAAGGGACAUCAGCUCUUCGGCUUCGUGGAUGGGACUGUGCUUCCACCUCCUUCUUCUACGCCUGAUGGCCAUAUAAAUUCUGAUUAUACUCGAUGGGUCUUACAAGACCAACUCAUCAUCUCCACCGUUUAUUCCUCCCUAUCUCACACUGUUUUGGCCCAAGUCCUUGAAUGCACUACCUCCCGUGAGGUGUGGACUACUCUCCAAAAUCUUUACUCGGCUCAAUCUUCAGCACACUUUAUCCAAAAUCAGUACCAACUUGCAACCCUCAAGAAGGGAUCUGAGUCAAUUUCUGAGUACUAUCACAAAGCACAAUCCUUAGCUGCCUCUCUUGGAGCCGCCGGCCACCCUUUAUCAACCUCCCAAUUUUCCAUCUAUCUCUUGGCUGGACUUGGUUCAGAUUAUGAAGCCAUAGUGACUUCCAUUACCACACGCCCAGAACCUUUAUCAUCUCAUCAAAUCUAUAGUUACCUGCUUAAUUAUGAAUCUCGUUUGGCUCACCAAGCUCAAUCACUGCUUUCAGGUACUAAUUUUGCAGCUGAUGCGACCAGCACACGGGCACCAUCAUCAUCUGGUUACCCAAACAGAGGAAGAACUAAUAUGCAAAGAGGUGGUCGUAGGGGCCGUGGGCGUGGCCUCAACUACUUCUCCAAUCGAUCUGAUGGUGGCCCAUUAUGUCAAGUUUGUCAAAAGCCUGGGCAUACAGCCCUCUCUUGCUACCAUCGGUUCAAUCAGUCCUACCAAAGCCCACCCCCUACCUCUCUUACAGCAAAUUUGACAGCUCUACCUCCCACUGUGCCUCACACAAACCAUUGGUGGGAUUGAUAAAGCUGGCGCUGGAGGCAGUGAAGGCGACCCCAGCGCCGCCAGUAGGGCCAGCACUUGGUUCCAAGGGUGUAAACAUCAUGGCUUUCUGUAAGGAUUACAAUGCCCGGACCGCCGACAAAGCCGGUUACGUUAUUCCUGUCUACGACGGUGUUGAGAAAGGUUCUAAAGACCCAAAGAUGGAGAAAGUGGGCAAGAUCACCAUUAAUCAGUUGCACACAAUCGCUGCUGAAAAGCUGCCAGACUUGAAUUGCACGAGUAUUGAAUUAGCAAUAAGAAUUAUAGCAGGCACUGCUGCUAAUAUGGGAAUUGAUGUUGAUCCUCCAGUUCUUGAACAGAAAAAGAAGGGUUCGGCAUCAGCUAGAUGGAACAUUUACCUACCAUUUGGACUUGGUUUUCCUCAUUACUGUUGUUGUUAAGUGGUAUCUCUAUGCCAUUUGGACUUGGUCAUAACUCAUAAGAAUCAGCCUUGCUUCAAAACUGACAGAAUAUCUCUAUGCUAGAGACACGCAGGGAUAAGGCAGCGGUCUUCCUCUUAAAUUGAAACUGAAAUAGAGCUUGCCCACAUGAAAUUGCCAGCCUGUAAACCAAGUUGACAUGACAAACAAGGUUGUAUUUCUG